CAUCCCCGCGUCGACGCCGUCGUUUCGCGUACCUGUGCCGGUCCUCAGUUGCGUCGCGACGCUCGCCAUGAACAGGUCAUGUGACCCGGCCAGCCGUCGAUAUCAUAGGUCCACUGAUGGAUGUGCUGUGAGCGGCGGGUGAUUUUUUCAGCGCGGACUCGCGUUUUCAGUUUUUUCCCCGAGUGAUGGGACUGUUCUAAACAGGGAAAGAGUUAAUCAACGAAUGAUGCGCCGCCGGAAAAACUCCAGUUUGGGAUUCCUGAAGUGACCGACUCCGGGUAAUCGACGCCGCCAUGUUAGGGGCAACACCGGAUUUCACGUGCAGCUAAUAUGUUCUUAUUGGCUGCCGUCUUAUUGCUACUAAGUGCCGGAUUAGCAGGUUCGAUGCCCGGUGGUCCCGGGGUCCCAGAGAACAUCACCGUAACUUUCCUAAAUCCCACUUCCGUCAAAGUGUCGUGGUCUACAUCCGUCGAAAAUGUGGAUAAGUACGACGUCACGUACAAACCGACCGACGCCAGUUACAGAGUGGUGGCGGUGGUUGCGGGAAAUUCCGAUGCUGUGACCUUGAGCGGCCUAAAAGCGGACACUCAGUAUCAACUGACGGUCGCCGCCGUUUGGGGCGGCAAAAAGUACAGAAGCAGGCCAAUCGUCUUCCGCACACUGGGGAAAAAGACACAUGGUGGACUGUGCGUAGAGCUUAUGUGUGUUCCAGAGCCACCGCGGUCGUCCCCCCAACAGGACCCCAUGGCGACGCUUCCGUCGGACUCCCCGGCGACGAGGGAUGAUUCAGAGUCCGACGACCUACCAGAUUACACUUAUCCCCAAACGAGUUCCACUGUGAGAGGUGUCGAAAUAGGUAUAGUCCUCUUGGUCCUCCUGGUCUGGGUGGCGGCGAUAGCGCUGUUCUUCAACAGAUGGGGCAAAAUCCGCAUGCUGCUUCCUUAUCAGCCGGAUUACAAGCAGGAGCAGCUCAAGGUGCCGGGGACGGCAGCCUGUGCGGCGGCGGUUGCCUCUGGCAACACCUGCACACAUCACUCCGGCGAUCACCUCUGCCAACAGAGCGAAGAAACGGAGGAAGCCGAAAUGGCUUCGCUUCCUUUUAACGACAUCAUUAACAAUAACAGACCGUGUCCUCCGCAGCCACGUAAGCCACACCGUCCCCGCAUAAACUCGGCCAUUUUCGUGUCCAACAGCGGUCCGGGUCUCGACCCUAAGGAAUUUUUCAGACGUCAUGGUUCCGUCUCUAGGCUUUGCCGCAAGGCAAGGAGUGUCGACAAUAUAUCUCUUGAGGAAAACCACUUCGGAUUGCCUACAUUGUCGGUGUCCGGGCCGUCGCCUCCCGAAGACGAAGAGAGAGAGGAGGUGCAAGAGACCCAGAAGUUUCUCGAGUAAAGCACAAAGGAGGGAGAUUUCGUCGUUGUUUUGAGGAAUAUGUGGACACUUCCAGUUCCAAGCACUUCUUUCAGUGUACAUAACGGUUCGUUUUAGAGAGCAAUAAAACGGAUAGUGUUUUUUUAGAGACGAAUCGGUGCCAAUGUGUGAAGUGACUGAUGCUCUUUGGACCGCUUCAUAAACUUGUGUUAGGGUUUUAGAACUUUGUCAUUAGGGUUAGAAUCGACUGUACUGACUACUACGAGCUUUGUGCGAACACCGACCUUCAUGCGUGGAGAAUACUAAUUACUUUACAUAUCGGAGAUCCGAAUUUUUCACUUUGACGACAAAGAAAUUAUAUUUAGAGAAACGGGACCAAAGUCGAUUCAUAUGAGCUUUAAAAAGUAUUUAGAUGGUGGAUGAAGGGGUGUUCGUACAAUUUCUACAUUUUUCAAUAGCUUUAAAUACUAUAGGGGUUAGUUAAGAGGUCCAACACUGCUACUUUCAAACCCUGAUGAGGUGAAACGGUAAUCCGAUGGGUUUUUUCAAUUAAUACACCAAACAGUCAAUACGAACAUCGGAUUACUUCCAAAUUUUCUAAAUUUAUAUAAAUUGAUGGCUUUUUAUUAACUUUCAAUUAGCUAUGAUCAAACUGGAUUUUACCACUUGCCUGUAUCAACGAUCACUUGCUCAAAACUCUAAAUGUCACCACUAGAGAAAUUAUUUUGACGAUGAUAACUGUAACUUUUAUACGUAGAAUGUACUUCCUAACCGUUUGUUGUUAUGUGGUUUGUUUCUCAUUGGUUUCUAAAGGCGGCUUUCCACUCGACAGUGGAACGCCGUCUGAACAGGCAUUUCAGUUUUAGACCGUCACAAAAUACCCAACAUUAUUUUUAAUCUUAUUAAAAGACUUUACUAGUUUUAUGUCCGCUCAUUAACCUGUCCGUGUACCCUAAAAAACGAGAAAACCACCCCGUCUCUGAGAAAAUUACACCCCGUGAAAUGCCUGCCCAUAUUCCUCGUCUCGUUUAUGUCAUCGUUGUGUUUCAUUAAGUCUAUCUUUUUUACGACUGUAAAGAUAAUCGUUGUAUACUAACUGUUCAUGUGUAUAUAUCAUCUUUCAUUUACUUGAUAUCGAUUGGCUUUGUAACGAUGGGUCCAAACUGACUUGAUAGAACCCAACCUACUUUAUUUCCAUCACUGUGAUUUUAAUGCCUUCUACAACCUCUACGCGCCAUCUGAUUUCUUUUGUAUGACACUCUGUCGAGGUAAAGGGUCUUGUAAGCGCUGUACAUAAAUUUACCACUGAUUUCUUUGUGUAACGCAAUAAAUUAUACCUACUCA
Messenger RNA from Zophobas morio, 2715 nucleotides. RefSeq lists its product as uncharacterized. The record is from RefSeq and is a predicted model, not a curated record. Gene Ontology annotation, molecular function: protein binding. The transcript is spliced from 8 exons. Lineage: Eukaryota; Metazoa; Arthropoda; Insecta; Coleoptera; Tenebrionidae. Bases 331 to 1392 code for a protein of 353 amino acids.